Cloeon dipterum is the source of this 1657-nucleotide messenger RNA. Its product is annotated as sensory neuron membrane protein 1-like. The transcript is spliced from 9 exons. Gene Ontology annotation, molecular function: scavenger receptor activity. NCBI's taxonomy places the organism in Eukaryota, Metazoa, Arthropoda, Insecta, Ephemeroptera, Baetidae. Gene Ontology annotation, cellular component: cytoplasm; membrane. The coding region runs from base 33 to 1589 and encodes 518 amino acids. The record is from RefSeq and is a predicted model, not a curated record.
GCGAUGGACAUAAUCACCUUGGCACCGACACGAUGUGCACCAAGAUCGUGAUUGCUGGCUCCGUGUCCGGCCUAGGGGUUAUCCUAGUCGCGCUCGGCGCCGGUUUGGGAUGGGGCUUGUUCCCGUCCAUCAUCGAAGAUGAAGUCAUCAAGAAUAUAGUCCUUACCAACACAAGCAUGUCCUACGAGAAUUGGCAAAAACUACCGCAGCCCAUGGAAUUCCAGGUGCACAUCAUGGAAGUGGAAAAUCCGGAAGAAGUGCACUCAACCGGCGCAAAACCAAAGAUGAGAGAAAAAGGCCCUUACGUGUAUCUUGAGUACAAAGAAAAGGAAAACAUCCAAUUCAGCGAAGACGGAAACAUAGUCGAGUACGAGCAGAGAACAUUUUUUGAAUAUAGUCCUGAGCUCUCGGGUCCCACUCUGAGUGAAGAUGACGAAGUCUCAGUGCUCAAUGCAGCUUUAAUGGGGGUGCUUUUAACUCCCGAUAUCGAGGACGAUGGAGUGCAACUGACAGGAUUGGCAGCGGGCUUCAAUUUCCUUUUUGAUAAUCCGGAAUCCGUCUUCACGAAGGUCAAGGUUCGCGACCUUUUGUUCGACGGAAUUUUGAUCAAGUGCCAGGGCAGCGAGGCCAUUACGGCCAACAUUUUUUGGAAAUUUGUUUGCAUCGAGAUGAAAAGACAAUUCGACAAUGGAUUAUUGCCACCCGCAAUCCGUUAUGACGAUGAGAGCAAAAACUUCUUCUACUCUUUCUUCUACCACAAAAGCAACAAAACAGACGGCCACUUUAAGGUGCUGACUGGCAAGACGGAUGUGAAGAAAGUCGGGGAGAUUGUCGAGUGGGAAUACGAGCCGACCCUGAAGUUUUGGUCUGGGGAUGAGUGCAACGCUAUCAAAGGAAGCGACGCCACUAUUUUUUCACCCUUUAUGGACAAGGAAACUAAAAUCUACGUGUUCGCUACUGAUUUGUGCAGGAGCAUUUAUCUGAGCUAUGACAAAGAAAUCAGCCACGAGGGCAUAAGUGGCUACCGCUACGUCGUGGACGCGUUGCAGCUUGGUAACUUGUCUUCCCGGCCGGAAAAUUACUGCUUCUGUCCUCCAAACGGAGCAUGUCUCAAGGAGGGAGCCAUGGAUCUAUUUCCUUGUUUCAAUGGGCCUGUGAUUCUUUCCAUGCCUCACUUUUAUCAAGCGCCAGACUACGAAAUAAUGGUUGAAAACCUCACUCCCAGCAAGGAGAAACAUCAAAUUUACCUCGAUAUCGAAACGCUCUCUGGCGCUCCUCUUGGCGCCGGCCGAAGGGUGCAGUUUAACAUGAUGAUCAAGAAGAUACGAAACUUUGACAUCACCAAAAAUCUGCCUGUGGCCGUUGUCCCUCUCAUCUGGGUGAACGAAGGCUUGACCCUGAACGAGGAGAACACCAACCUUUUAAAAGACGAGCUCAUCAGCAAGCUCAUCAUCGUGGACGGCGUCCGUUGGGGGUUGAUUGGAGUAGGGUGCGCUGUCUUUGUCGCUGGAGCGGCCCUCUUCUUUGUCUGGCGAGGCUCCUUCAAGAAACCCAGCAAGAAGCAGACGAAAAGGAGGCGUUCGACAUAAAUGAAAAUCUGAACAACGAACUGUAUUGUAUUAUUCAAAAGAGUAUAUUAUAUAUUUUACGAACAAAA